CCUUCUCUCUCCCUACAACUCCCUGACAGGAGGGUGGAGCCAGAGAUAUCUUCAGGUCCGUCACUUGAAGGGAUCAUCCUCUUUUCCUGAAAUGCUGGAUGGGUUCACGGUGAAAACUGAACGUCUGACCUUCAUCAACCCACUCUUCCAAGAGUCCUUCCCCUUCCCUCUCGGUGCCAUCCUUGAGGAUCUCCACGGCUCCCUCACGGGACAGAAAGGAGGUCACCUCUUGCCUUCCACAGAUAUCCAGGCGGCAUCUACCUUGUUUUCCACCGCACGGGUCCUCACUUGUCAGUAACCCUUCCGCUCCAGCGGGCUGUCAGUGUGUCACUGACUCCUCUAGGUCCUCCUUAAAGGCGGCGCGGCCCGUCCCGUGCCCCGCGACCCCGCGGCCCCAGAGCGGCCAUGCUGCGGCUGGGCCGGGCCGUGCCCGCCGCGCUGCGCGGGGCCCGCCGAGGGACCCCCGCGGCCCAACCGCGCCGGGGCGCGGAGGUGCUGGUGGGCUCGGCCGGCGGCGACAGCGGCGGUAUUGCUGAAAUCCUAAUGAACCGACCCCACGCGAGAAAUUCACUGGGAAAAGUAUUUGUAAACGAACUGUUCAGUGCCCUGGAGCAGCUCCGCUUCGAUGAGAAGGUGCGUGUGGUGGUGUUCAAGAGCCAGGUGAAAGGUGUGUUUUGUGCAGGAGCAGACUUAAAGGAACGUGCAAAGAUGGAUGAUGCAGAAGUUGGACUGUUUGUUAGAAGGCUGAGAAAUCUCAUGGAUGAAAUAGCUGCCCUGCCUGUGCCCACGAUCGCUGCCAUCGAUGGCUACGCGCUGGGAGGGGGACUAGAACUGGCCUUGGCCUGUGACCUUCGAGUGGCAGCUUCAUCAGCUAAAAUGGGCCUUAUUGAGACCACACGAGGACUUCUUCCUGGAGCAGGUGGAACCCAGCGCCUGCCCAGAUGUGUUGGAAUAGGUCUUGCAAAGGAACUCAUUUUCACUGGCAGACAGAUUGAUGGACAACAGGCCUUCUCCAUGGGCUUGGUAAAUCACUCAGUGCCACAGAACAGCGAGGGAGAUGCAGCUUACCAGAGAGCACUAGCUUUGGCUAAAGAAAUCCUUCCCCAGGCUCCAUUUGCUGUGAAAAUGGGAAAACUGGCAAUAAACAGAGGAAUGGAGGUCGACAUUGCAUCAGGGAUGGCUAUUGAGGGGAUGUGCUAUGCCCAGAAUAUUCCCACAAGAGACCGUCAGGAAGGGAUGGCUGCCUUCAGGGAGAAACGACCACCGCGCUUUAUCGGCAAAUAACACUUUCUAGCUUCCCCUUGAUUUUUGGAAAGUAAAGUAGGACUGAAGAGCACUCACUGAUUUCUUGGGGAUAAUUUUUAUGACACCAUUCUGUGCACUUAACCCCUUGCCUUGGACUGCAUUUCUGAAUACUCCACUGGAUCAUUUUUCUGUACGAAUCUUCCAAUAAAGAUUUAACUUUGUACACCUGA
This is a messenger RNA of Pipra filicauda (Wire-tailed manakin), 1475 nucleotides long. RefSeq names its product enoyl-CoA hydratase domain containing 2 (gene ECHDC2). Gene Ontology annotation, biological process: fatty acid beta-oxidation. Lineage: Eukaryota; Metazoa; Chordata; Aves; Passeriformes; Pipridae. The record is from RefSeq and is a predicted model, not a curated record. Gene Ontology annotation, molecular function: enoyl-CoA hydratase activity. The transcript has 11 exons. Bases 406 to 1284 code for a protein of 292 amino acids. Gene Ontology annotation, cellular component: mitochondrion.